This is a messenger RNA of Parastagonospora nodorum SN15, 1584 nucleotides long. RefSeq lists its product as hypothetical. The record is from RefSeq and is a predicted model, not a curated record. NCBI's taxonomy places the organism in Eukaryota, Fungi, Ascomycota, Dothideomycetes, Pleosporales, Phaeosphaeriaceae. The transcript has a single exon. Bases 1 to 1584 code for a protein of 527 amino acids.
AUGCCGCUAUUGUCGAGACGCGCUGGGAAGCUACUUGGCACGGUAGGCGGCAUGAAGCAUGCAGGCGACGAAGUCCAUGAGGAGCCAAUCGCGAAGCGGAGGCAAAUCCCAGCGAAGCAGAACCCGCAAGACGAAGAAGAUAUCAACGCGGAGCCCGAGUCGACCGAUGAGGAAUUGAAUACUCCUCAACCACGAGCACCGCGUCCCCACAUUACUCUCGCGCCCAGCGCACCUGAGCCAGACGAGCUGAGAAAACCGCAGAGGAAGGUGCCGAGUAAAGUCCAAAAUGUACGGCCAGCAUCUCCACAGGAAGAGGAACUCCGUCAGCCACGCAAAUCGAAUAGGACGCUGGACAAUAAUAAGAAGAACAAUUCAGCAGCCUCAUCACAGUCUUCCUUAAGAUCGACCCAAGAUAAUCCGUUUGACUUUGGGAUGGAGUAUGCCAGUCAAGGUUCUAACAAGAGCAAGAAAGUUGCCAAAUUUGGUGGUGGUAUCAAGAACAUACAUGCAGCACCACCUAAGGCAGCACCACCUAAAAGAAAGGCACCUGCAAUAAGUGUUCCCAGACAGAACAGGACCAUUUUUAAACAGGCGAGCAAAGCAGGACCGACUGUAGAGAGCGGAGACAGCGAUUCGGAAGUUUCGAUGCUUGACCAAGACGAACUUGACGAUGUUCUGAAAUCUUCGUCGUCACAGCCUGUUCCUGUUGUUCGACAAAAUAUGCUCGAAGACAAGGAGCUCAGACAGACAUCACGAAGGGCCAAGCCCACGGUUCUACAUGGUCAGUUAGGUGACUGGAUGCAAGAUCGGGCUCCCGAGUCGUCUCAGCCUGAUUCAAGUGCGCCCAAGGAAGAGUGCGGCGACUUGGAAAGCUACCUAGAACAGCUGCCCAAAGAAGAGGAAGAGGGGUCGCAGUGUCCUAUCUGUAGGACGCCUGUACAGAAAGACGACUAUUGGGACUACUGGAAAGGGAAGAACAGAACAGUCAAGAACCAGAACCAAUUCUGUCGCUCUCACAGGACGAAAUCUGCGCAGGAAGAGUACAGGAAAGAGUAUCCGGAAAUCGUUUGGGACGACCUUCCUCAGCGCAUCAAAAAGCGCCGCAUGGACUUAUACAAGAUACUACACAAUGAGCAGUCGAGUACAUAUCGCGACCGCUACGAACCAAUCGCACUCACAGGGAGGGCGGCAGCAGUGCCUUCGAGACGAAAAGACCUUCCCGAGCAUGUGCAGCAGGAGCUUGAAUCUCACGCUCUUGACGAUUUAUCAACGUAUCCGGGCUAUUACGGACCUCACGGCAGGCGACUCAUCACCGAGACGGUCAUGAAGGUGCUCAAGAACGAAAUCAAGAAAUGUGCAGACCCAGUCGUACAGGGUUCUGGACCGGCUACUUUCGUGCAAGCGGUGCUCGUUCCUGAGGUUGCGAUCAUGUUGAUCAUGGAAGAUUGUCUUGUGGACAGGCAGGCAGCUGAGGAGAUCCGCGAGAAGACGUAUGAGUUGGGCAUGUUGCUGAACGAGGAGAUUGAAGACAGUAUUGAAGGUCACGAGCAGAGCGAUGAUGAGAAUGAGUACGGUGGGAGGUGA